Molecule: messenger RNA, 486 nt
Organism: Microthlaspi erraticum
Lineage: Eukaryota; Viridiplantae; Streptophyta; Magnoliopsida; Brassicales; Brassicaceae
Source: the annotation of a GenBank genome assembly
AUGUUGUUCACUAAAGAAGAAGGUGCUGACAUAAGCACUUACCUCAUUCUUACAUCAUCUCCCAUUAAGUUACUUUAUUUAGUGAACCAUUUCGAACUGGAGGAUGUGUUUGUCGCAGCAGCCAUAGUGAUCAUCUGGACAUUCAUAUUCUUCUUCCGGUUCUUCGAUGUUUUCUUCUUAUUUUGUAUUGACGGCGAUGUUGAAUCUUCUUCCUAUCUCGUCGAUGUUUAUCUCGUCAUCCGGAAGUUGUGCAUCUUGGAAGUAUUCUUGUGGUACGUGUUGAGACGUCGGUUCUUGUUUUACGGUUUCUGGAACUUUACGCAUCAUCGUUUUCUGUGUUGCUGUCACUGUCUGCUUACUUUCCAUGAAGUAUUGAAGGUCUUCGUCAAGGCUUAUCUGGUAGUCGAAUGGGUAAUAGGACCAGCUGUGGUUGAACGGGAUUGGGAAUGUUUGUCUGGCGUUAUUGAGGCGAAAUGCGAGGCUUGA